GGGCUUUGUCUCCAUUUCCACCUCAAACUACAGUGCGACCUCUUGGUUCUAUCAUUGUUUUCAAAUGCUUACUUGCUGUGCCUUUUGUUUUCCCGAUGACAGGAUGGAUCGUCGACUAACCUGCGGCAGACCGGCAGGCAUGACAGCAAGAGCGACAAAUCGGCAACGUAGUGCGGGGUCUGUGGCGAAGCAGGCGUACGACCCGAUGUUGUAUGCUCACCUGCCUUCUCACGAGAUUCCUCUGCCGCCCUCAGAUGACGAGGGGGAAGACGCCAGGUCGUCGACUUUGUCAUUGGGAAGUGGUUCCACGCAGGAUUGGGCGCCGACGCAGUCGUGCGGUGGUUGGCGGGCAGAGAGCCCGUGGUCUUACACGUCACUGCUGAACGAGGGGUUGUGCAACGACGAUGGCAAUGCAGCGGUUGAUCUGAGCGUCCAGUUAUCCAGCAGCAGCGGAGCAGCGGCAACGCACACUCGCAUCAUCAAUCCCCACCCAGAUGGGGAUUGCGCGGAGCAAUUGUGGGCGGAGUGCGGGCAGGCGUUGCGUCAAGCUGGAACGGAGACAAUAACGAGAGGGCUACAACCGCUCCACGUGGACGAAGGCGACAACGCGGCUGUUCAGGAGCCCCUCGACUGUGAUGACGCUGACGGUGAUGAGGAUUGCAACUUCGACGAUUUGCCUGAGAUUAGGCCCCUUGCGAGCAAGGUGAGGAACAGCGGUGCGAGUGCGAAGAAGGGUCCCACUCCAAGAAAUCGACGGAAUAAGAAAAUGGAUGACAACACCGGCGGGAGCGAUGGUGAGGGCGGUUGGAAUUUCUGGUCGGUCGGAGACACGAUCGCACUCGUGAGGGUGAAAAGGGAUCAAGAUGUGUAUAUCGUCGGGUUGGGGCACAGUUUGGCCCACAUGAAGACCAGGGAAUGGAAGUGGGAGGACGUGCGGGCGAGGUUGGAGAUCAUGGGCGUCACGAGGAAGGCCAUCGACUGCGUGAAGAAAUGGGACAACUUGAUGCAGCAAUUCAAGAAGGUUCACAAGUUUCAGAACCUCUCCGGCAGGAAGGACUACUUCAAGCUUGCUUCAUCGGCCAGGCGAUCGGAGGGCUUCAGCUUCGUCAUGGACCCGAGCGUGUACGACGACAUGGAGGCCAUGACGAAGAGGGAUCACACGAUCCACCCAAAGAAUUUGGCGGACACGGGAAAGACGGGGGGGGUCAGAUGUCGGCAGGCACAGGGACUGGAGGGGAAUCCAUGGCCAAUGAGGGUGGAGGGGAGGCACCCGAUGCCGGCAGUUCCUUUCUUUUGUUUUUUUUUACUUGAUGUUCUUCAUGUUCUAGGAGAGUGCUUCAUGCGUGAUUUGCGGUCUCAAGAGCGACAGGGCCAUGUGUUGAAGGGGUUAUGUGGGUCGAGGAUUGUGGCGGACGGGGGUGGUGUGGGGGGGGCGGCGUUGGUCGUCGGGGGGGGGGGGGGGGGUGAGGUUGUUGGCGAAAGAAUGGGGGGGGGAAUGGGGUUGUUGUGCGCGAACGCGGUCUGGAAUGUUGUUGUCACAUGUGUCGUUGUCGAUGAUGCCGACAGGCGAAGAAGCGACGUUGGGGCCCGUCCGUCUGCUCCGUGUUAUCGAGGUGUCUGCGCCCCGUCCCGCAUAAAGGUCGUUCGCUUCUGGCGUCUCCAACACAGAAGGUCGCCGCACGUGCUGCACAGUGAGCACAACCAUGCAGAACACCCCAUAGCUUUUCUCCUCCUCGCACUGGACCGCUGUCGCGUGCUCGCCGCGGAUAUUUCACGCCUCCUCGUCGGGGACUUCUUCAGUGUCGUCAACGAUCAUCGUCGUGGAUCUUCUCGCCUUCUCGUCAUGUCGACAUUCCGCGUCGUGUACAACGCUCGCAUUCCGCACCGCGGAGCUCUGCGGCGACGACGACGUCGUCGUGCAGAGGAGGAAGAAGCACCAAAGGACAUCGUAUCCACACUUCAAGGGAGUGGUUGUCAACGGUCAUCAGAUCAUAUCGUUGCGAGGAGAUUGGUGACGCCUCCUCCGGAGGCGCAGCACGUGCGUGCCCGCGAUACCCCGAAGGCGAAGGAGGUUGUCGACGUCGGUGGUGAGGAUGACGAGCCCUUGGAAAGUCCUCGGCAGCGCAAUGUCACACGAGGCGCCAUGGCUACGGUAGUCAGGGCACGCGGUGCGACUAACAAAAGGCCACCUCAGGGUGGGCUGCCCUCCAUGCCGUCUCAGCUACAUCCGCGCAACACGGCUGAUGAGGGAGGCUCCAUGGAACGCGGCGGAGGGGGGGAAAUCCAGCAAGAAGCGCGCGUGGUGGGGGGGGGGGGGGGAUCGCUGAUGCGGGUGCGGGAACUUCAGGCAAUGUGGCACCCACGUCGAGAACGGGAGAGGAGCUUCCAGUUGUGGAGCGGGAGGUGGCACGUGGCGAGAACAAUGCGGUCAGCAAGCGCCUGCCGUCCCCCGAGCGUCGUCAUGCUAACAUCCUCCACGAGCCUAACAAGGAUUGUCGAUCCCGCACAACUGCAGCAGGCGAUCUCCCGUGCGGCGGCGGUGGAGAAUAUUGCUCUGCGCAUCUUGCACGGCUGGGUCUUCAAGUCCGGGAACUGCCCCCGAGGAUACAAUCUCGUUUUCCAGUAUGCGCUCGAGUCGGUGGCAACGGACAUUGCACGUGCUAUGUGGUACGGCGAGGAGUGGAGCAACGUCGUGAGUGCGGUUGUUUGCGCGCACGCAAUUCACCUGUCCAUGGACUUGCCACUGUGGUUCACGGGCGCGAACAUCGAGGACAGGCCGGAGGACGACGACAUGGCGGCGUACCAGGAGUCCACCGUCAUAUGCAUCGCGCAUGCAUUCCGUGUUGCGGUGCAAAUGGGUGUGAACGUCGACGGCGGCUUCAUCUCACACGACCGUCUCUCAAGCGUUGCUAAUUGCUUCAGGCUUUUGUUGGCGCCCAGCAUUUGGUUGAUGCGCAUGUCGGGAGACGAUCUGCGCAGCCACUACGAAGCCUUCUACUUCGCGAAGCUGUUCGCGAAGCCCACGCUCGUUGCGUUCAUGCAUCCCUCCUUCAAGCAUUGAUGAUCCGUCAUCCGAACCACAAACGUCGUCACAGAGAGGCUAGGGAAGUUUUCCCAAUGCCACCAAAAAACCGUGUUUGAUUAUGAUUUCAACAGUCGAAGAAAGACAAUGCGCACAACCCCAUAGAGCAGAUGAUGUCCAAGAACACAUUUUGUGAACAUGUAAUGCCACAACGCAUCUUCGUCCGUAUUGAUCAUCGCAAUGAAAUAGCAACACAAAU
Chara braunii is the source of this 3281-nucleotide messenger RNA. The record is from the annotation of a GenBank genome assembly. NCBI's taxonomy places the organism in Eukaryota, Viridiplantae, Streptophyta, Charophyceae, Charales, Characeae.